GAGUAGAGCAUAUAUAUAUACUUACUCGCCGGAAAUAUACACUUAUAUAUAUAUUUACGUAUGGAAUUGCUUAUAAACGAUAGAGGAGGGUCGUGAAAGGUAUAGGAAUACUUCCCAAUAAAUUCCAGACCGAUUCGUAAUCACCGGAGCAUCCUAGAGCUCGCCGGAGUUGCAAGUCGUGGAAGCGGGUCUUCAGCAAAAGAGGAUAGUUUGCUACAGAUAGGGGUGGCGGAGCUUCGUCUCGCCGUCAGGAUCAUUUUGCAAUUUGAAUCGUCGAAAUCCGUUACCUAAGGAGAAUUCAAGUGAAGACCAAGCUAGAGAUUUUAUUAAGAGGAUUAUCGCAAUUUAAGAUAUCAUGGCACCGAGAAGAGACCCUGAUAAUACACCCACCAAUGCUGAGCUGGCACAAAGCGUCCAACAACUGGCGUAGUUCAUGCACACAUUGGGUGCUACCGUACUCCAGAAUCACCAAAAUCAGAACAAUGGAAAUGAUGCUGCUAAACGAGUAGCAUCUCGCAACCCACCGAGUUUUCAUGGGCAAGAAGAUCCUCGUAUCCUCGAGGAUUGGAUCCGACUCUUUGACAAACUCUUUGACGCGGUGAACUGUCCGGAAGAGCAAAAAGUUGACAUUGCUGUUAAUUACUUACAAAAAGAGGGGGAUAACUGGUGGGUCUCAUCAGGCCCAGCUCUACGUCAACAACCCAAUUUCAAUUGGGAAGCUUUCAAGAUUGCCAUGAGGAAACGUUUUUAUCCUGCUCACGUCCAGGCCACCAUGCAUGAGGAAUUCAUACAUUUGAAACAACUAGACAUGAGUGUCCAGGAAUAUCACACUAAAUUCUUGGACCUCGCGCCAUUUGCAAAGACAAUAGUGCCUGAUGAGAGCACCAAAGUCGAGAAGUUUAUUCGUGGAUUAAACUUUGAUACACAAAAAACCGUCGCUGUUUUGGGUUGCCAAACUCUGACGGAUGCCUAUGAUAGAGCUGCAGUUCACUAUCCUGUUCAGCAGUUACAAAGAGAGAGAAACCAGAAAAUGAAGAGGUACGGAGAUGAGGAGAGAGGUCGGGGAGAAAAGAGGUUUAGGGCGAACCCACCUACACAACAACAAGAACGGAGGGAGAGGAGAGAUGACCAAAGCGGAAGAAAUUUCCGUGGUCAAAACCAGCAAAAUGAUCGGAGAGCUGCUCCUAGAGAUAGGCACUUCUACUGCAAGAAGUGCGGGAGAGAUCACCCCGCGGUUAACUGCGAUGGGAGCCUAACCAAAUGUUUCAAUUGCGGGAAGCUAGGGCACCGAUCCUUCGAGUGUCUGUCAAAGACCAAUGGGACACCAUUGAACCAGGUGCAAUAUCAUGAUGGAAACCGAACCGGGCCUAAUGGCGGGCAAAACAACAACAAUGUCGUCGCCAUCAACAACAACCGCAACCCUCGAGGAGGAGGGGAGAAUAAUCGCGGUCACGGUAAUGGAGGUAACCAAGGAAAUGGCGGGAACAAUGGCAAUGGCGGAAAUAACGACAACCGUCCGAACCAAGGGCGAAUCAUGGUAAUGAACCAAGCCCAAGCCAAUGCCAAUGAUGUGGUCUCAGAAGGAGAAUUCAAGUGAAGACCAAGCUAGAGAUUUUAUUAAGAGGAUUAUCGCAAUUUAAGAUGAUUAUGAUUAUGAAGAUUGAUGUACUUGUUGCCCGAGUGUUCCGCUAGUUGCACACGUUUGAUUAAUUAUCGUUGUUUAAAUUUGUAAUUCAUAAACUUUGUCCUAAGACCCAUUUCAUUGUUAUUUGAACUUAUGGUGGAUAGCCUGUGCACUCAAUCAUGUAUAGGUUGAGUGUGGCGGUGACGCACCUGUUUUUCCCUUAAAGACUUCCGCUGUAUUCUAAAUAUGUUUAAUAAUAAAGAUGGUUUCAUUUAAAA
Molecule: messenger RNA, 1902 nt
Organism: Cuscuta europaea
Lineage: Eukaryota; Viridiplantae; Streptophyta; Magnoliopsida; Solanales; Convolvulaceae
Source: the annotation of a GenBank genome assembly